UACUCGAGGAGAGAAACUUCUCCUCUGAACAUCUGGAAACUUGUGGAGCUGCUCAAAGGGAUGCGAUUUCAUUUUUAAACAAAUUCAGAAGUACUUUUAAACUCUUUUAAAAAGAGGAGAAGCCACCGUGAAACUGACCGGAUCCUGAACUUCACUGCAGUUAUUACCUCACAGGAAAUGCUGUGUUUAGGAGAUUCCACUGACUGCCUCCGGGACCAGGUGCAGUACAUGAUGAGAUCCUUGCAGGACCUGAAGCAGAUAAGCAGGCCAAGGCCCCUGAGUGAACCGUGUGUCCGGUCCCUAGCCGCAUCGCGCCUAUGCAAGCAAAGAGCCCGGCAGGAGCGACUUUCAAAACUACGGGUAUCUGAUGCCAGCACAUAUGACUCUGCCUGCUGCCUGGCCGGCCCACUGGAAGAGGAGGAUGAGCAGCAGGAGCAUGAACGACUGGCACAGGGCUCUCCCAGCAGUGAGAAGAGUGUGGACUUUGACUCGGGUUACUCUGAGGCUUCUUGGCACGAUGAAGGAGUGGUGUUGAGGAGGACCAGAAACGUGCGAGUCUCCUCCUCGGCCUGCCUCCGCACAAACAGAGGACCCUCUUCCCGCAUCCGUCCUAAAUCCACCUCGGACGCUUGCCUGGAGCGCUGGACCUCGUUUGAGGCCAGCGACCAGGAGGACUGGACGACCUCGCUGCUGAGUCGCAGCAGGAACAGGCAGCCCCUCGUUCUGGGUGACAACAGCUUUGCGGACCUCAUAAAGAACUGGAUGGACCUUCCAGAGUGUCCCGAGCCAACGCAAAUGAAACCGAGGCGCCACGCCAAAGACAUUUUGGACAACAUGCGCAAGAGACUGUCAGGGAUGUCUAAAGGUGUGGAGGUGAAGCCACGGCCUGCAGACUCUUCCAGGUUGAGCCGAGCUGCAGAGGCUCCCAAGAGGAUGUCCUGCCCUGUGGGAGUCCAGUCUCUCAAACCUUUCUUUCACCAGUCCCACACAGGACUGCAUCAACUGGACUCUGACUUCUACAAGUUCACCGCUCUCAUGAAGACGGGCAGCCGACAACCCAUCAUAUGCAAUGACAUCAUUGGAUACAUUUGAGCAAGACUGUACCUACGGACUACUACUUAAACAGAAAUUAAAAUAAGAUGCUUCUAUUUUCUUAACUUGUAUUUGACCAUAAUGUUGA
Messenger RNA from Limanda limanda (common dab), 1180 nucleotides. It is a transcript of the gene inka1b, whose product is annotated as inka box actin regulator 1b. Gene Ontology annotation, molecular function: protein kinase binding; protein serine/threonine kinase inhibitor activity. Gene Ontology annotation, cellular component: nucleus. The coding region runs from base 178 to 1092 and encodes 304 amino acids. The record is from RefSeq and is a predicted model, not a curated record. The transcript is spliced from 2 exons. NCBI's taxonomy places the organism in Eukaryota, Metazoa, Chordata, Actinopteri, Pleuronectiformes, Pleuronectidae.